Messenger RNA from Fraxinus pennsylvanica, 1305 nucleotides. The record is from the annotation of a GenBank genome assembly. NCBI's taxonomy places the organism in Eukaryota, Viridiplantae, Streptophyta, Magnoliopsida, Lamiales, Oleaceae.
AUGUAUGGGCUGUUCAGUGAAUUGAAAAUUGCUUUUGUGGAUUGUGAUUUGACGAGUAGCGUGGAGGGCACUGUGAAUGCAAUUCUUGAGGCUUGUAGGAAAAUUUCGGUGCUGUAUGAUUGGGAAGUGAGAUGGGUUUCUAUUGUGGUUUUCUUAAGGGUUGAGUGGAAGAAAAUCCAAUUAUCUUCUACCCAUUUUAAUCAACAAAAAGAAAUAGCAACUAUGUCGUCACAAGGAUCAUCUGGAUCAAAGAAACUUCACAACUUUGAGCUUCCAAAACUCAAGUGGCAAACCGCCAGCCACCCUCGGAACAGCACACGUAUUCGCAAAGUAACUAUGCGGUCUCCACAGCAGCAACCAUCACCACCAGCCAUUGCUGCAGCACCACAGCCAUCCCAACCUAUUAAUUCUGUGUUGAGGGUCCAGUCAUCUCCGCAUGCUGUCUCCCCCUCCUCACGGUCAUCUUCACCAUUCGUGCGGGGCUUUGUAUCUGAAAUGGAAGCCUCCUGCAUUGACUCAUUGAAGAAUGGUUUAUCCAAUUAUGAGGAGAGAAUAGUGGAUAACGUGUGUGUAAAAGUGGGGGAAUUGCUUUCAGAUUCUGAGAAAUUAGCACAGAAUUUGGCUCAGAAGAUGGAGGAAACUGUGAUUGUUUCCAGUGUUUGUAGUGCAGGUGGAGGUCAAAGCUUCCCUAAAGAAGCGAAGGAGCUGAAGCUCUCUUUUAGGAGUAGGGCUAGUUCUGAGGCAGGGAUGGUGGAUGGAAACAGAGAACUGCCAUUAAUCAUAGAAGACAAGGAGAAGGUAAAGCAAUUAGCGAAAGAAGAUGAGGGAAAAAUAAUGUCACUGCCGGAAAAAGAUCAGGCCAAUUUAUCAAUGAAAGAUGACAAGUCAAUAGAAAUUGGAGGAGCAGAUUAUAAGGGUGGCAAGAAAUGGAACUUCAGGGACAGAAACUCUAAUCAAUCUUCGAAGACUGCAAGUGCAAAAUGGACUGCUGGAUCAUCAUCUACAGCUGCUGGGUCUAAAGAUAAGCAGCCAAAAUCUGCGGGGAAGAGUGGUCUAGGAAAAAAGGAGAAAGAAGAUGGAGAGAUGUCCAAUUUUCAUAAGUUGCCCAGCUUCUCUCUUGAACUCAAACCUGAAGAAAUUGUGGCGGAUCUGCUUGCUAUUACUGGGAAAAUGCCCUCCAAGAAGCCAAAGAAGAGGAACAAGAAUGUUCAGAGACAGAUUGAUCUAAUUAUCCCAGGUGGUAAUUUGGAAACAAUAACCAUAGACCGAUAUAAAGUGUGUGAAAAUGUGCGAAAGGGCAAGUAA